CCCAGGGACGCGUCAUGCCCAGCUGCUCGGAGCUGAGUCACGACCGGUUCCCUGUGCAUGUGCUUCAGUGAGUCAGUUGGAGCCUUUGGGAGUCACCAUGUCGUACCCCAACGCUCCCCCGCCCUAUGAUGACAAGAAUCCCCUCUACCCCCCGCAGCCUGGGGGCCACCCGCAGCCCGGAUCCUAUCCAGGGGGCUACUCACAACCUGCUCCGUAUCCCGGGGGCUACCCACAGCCUGCACCCUAUCCCGGGGGCUACCCGCAGCCUGGAGGGUAUCCUGGGGGCUACCCCCACCCAGGUGUCCCGAUACCCCCCAUGUCAACACUCCCGGUGAACCUAGGGGACAGCUACGGCAGUGGUGGCUCGGGGGAGGAGGACGGGCUGAGAGCAGGCACCAUGGACGACAAGAAAGUGCGACACACCUUCAUCCGCAAGGUCUACACCAUCAUCUCAGUCCAGCUGCUGGUGACCGUGGGCAUCAUCGCCGUGUUCACCUUCGUCUCCCCCGUUCGCAACUUUGUGCGGCGGAACGUUGCUGUGUACUACUGCUCUUAUGCUGUGUUUCUGGUCACCUACUUGGUGCUGGCCUGCUGCCAGGGCCCCAGGAGACGCUUCCCCUGGAACUUCAUCCUGCUGAGCAUCUUUACGCUGGCCAUGGCCUUCAUGACGGGAACCAUCGCCAGCAUGUAUAGCACCCGGGCUGUCCUGAUCACCAUGGUGAUCACUGCAAUAGUGGCCAUAAUUGUAACCGUCUUCUGCUUCCAGACCAAGGUGGAUUUCACGUCGUGUACCGGGCUGUUCUGUGUGCUGGGGAUUGUCGUCAUGGUGACAGGAAUAAUCACCGCCAUCGUCCUCUCCUUCAAAUAUAUUGCGUGGCUCCACAUGCUGUACGCGGCCAUCGGCGCCAUCGUCUUUACCCUGUUCCUCGCUUACAACACCCAGCUGGUGAUAGGGAACAGGAAGAACGCGAUCAGCCCCGAGGAGUACGUCUACGGAGCCCUGGAGAUCUACAUGAAUAUCGUCCAGAUCUUCAUCUUCCUACUGCAGAUCGUGGGCCGGAGCUAGAGUCUCCACGGAGCUCCCGGCUGGAAUUGCCCCGGGCCCAGGAGUGCUCCGGGAACACCUUGCCGCCUUCCUUUCCCUCGUCCUUUCCCGCUCCCCGCCCCGGCGUCUCUCUCCCAGGCCAACGGUCUCUGGUUUCCCUUCUCACCUGGGGAGCCCAGCAUGGCUACUCAGAGGGGUAGCAGGCGAGACUGGCCCGUCUGCCCUGCAGAAUAACAAGGCUUUGCCCAGAAAUGAAGCCAGUGUCAGCUGAUUUCUGCCUGCCCUGUUAAUUGCUCCGCUGCCCUCUGUGCUUCCACGUGGCCUCCUGUCUUUCUUUUCUCCGCACGCUGCCCCCGGGGGAUGGGUCUAUGCACCGAGUACAUCCCUGUAGCAUCCUCUCUUGUAGAGGUGUGUUCAUGGCGCUGCUUCCGAUCCCAGAUCCUCUAGGCAUAGCUCCCUGGGAAGUGAGGAAUCCAGGGGCAGCCCCUGCCUGGCUGGGCCCAUGACUCCGUUCUUUGCCAAUGGGCUCCCUCCAUUUCGGCUGCCUGGCGACAGGCUCCCUCCCCUUCUCUUGCUGCGUGCCCACGGGGAGGAACGUUCCUUCACAUCAUCAAAUUCGAAUCCACUCCAAGGAGAGCAGAAAGACGGGGGCUUAGUCCUGGCUCCGCUCUGACCCAAGGUGUGCAGGUUCCCUCCGCCCUGCAGAGCGCCCUCCGGUGGGGAGGAGCAGCGGGGGCUGCAGUCAAUGCACUGAGAUGAUUUUAGAGUGGAGGGGGGAUUUGUCAUCAGUGCUUUUCAAUUCCAGCAGGGUUUUCACCCUCCCCGUGAAUACAGAGCAGCCCAGACUUCAGGGCGAACACCAACGCUUGGGGCAGUUACAUGUCUUAAGCUAGCCUUAUGUUAAGUAAAACAAAAAGAUCUACUUAGCCACAGGCUGGGGCGGAGAAAUGUAGAGGCAUGGCCCAUGGUAGUGCUCAGAUUUUUGUUGUUUCUAAUUCAGUCUUUUAUCCUUGGUAAGCAAAGGGGUUUGUAGCGAGCUGCCAUAUUGUAUAUUUGACUAGUCCGGAAAGCCAAAAGACCUUGAAAUAACAUUGACAGGGGGCAGGCGAACGGCACAAGGGGAAUUUGCAAAGAAACAUGCUGUGUAUAUUGCUCAUGCUCUCUAGUAAGGGAUUCGCUUAUUGCAGAAGGAAACAGAACUGGGGCCGCAGGCAGCAUUGUAAGUCACCACCCCUAAUUCUAGAGGCUGGAACAGGUGCUUUAAGUGGGGGCAGGAUGGGGCGGAAACGCUGCGUUGGAGCACUCUGGCUCCCCCGAGGCAGUGCUGGUGAAGGGGGUGGGGGGCAGCAGCUGAACCCAGAGCCGGUUCCCAGCUCCUCAUGGGAAGAGCAGGCUCAGAGCUGGGCGGCUGGAUCAGAAUCCCCAGGCGAACGGCCUAAAGGGCAGGGGAACUGGGGGUGCAGCCAGCGUUAACCCUUUGUGCUCCUUCCACGACGCUAGCGGCUUGGGCCAGCCUUGUUCACUCAGUGCCUUAAAUCCCGAUGUUCCCGGCAGAUGAUUUGAGGUCAGCACAGCACAUGGCAGGGAGUCGCCCCUCGUCACAUCCAGGAAGGGAGAACAGCCUGUUCGGGAUGCCGGCCUUGGAGGCAGAGCUGCUGGUGAGCAGAGCCCAGCUCUGGCCUGGCUGAGGGCGGGGGCGUAGGCCAGCCGGGGUUAGCUUUGCUAUGCAAAGGGCUGUCGGGUGCGCUACAGAGGUUAGUGGAUUGGCUCAACGGCCCCCCUUGAGGACAGACCUAGAGACCCCUUCCUUGGGAGCGCUCCGCAAACCACCAGCCGGGUUCGGAGAGGUCCCCAGUCCAUGCAGCAGGGGCGUGAGGGGAUGGCUGUAUAGCGUACGCUGUAUUAUAUUCUAAUGCUGCAGCCAGUGGGAGCAGCGCGGUCGGCUCCCGGCACCAAAGAACACACACAAGUUGCACUCAAUAAAGUGAAACACUGUGUACUUUUUCAAGCA
Emys orbicularis (European pond turtle) is the source of this 3056-nucleotide messenger RNA. RefSeq names its product protein lifeguard 3-like. Gene Ontology annotation, cellular component: endoplasmic reticulum; Golgi apparatus. Lineage: Eukaryota; Metazoa; Chordata; Testudines; Emydidae. Gene Ontology annotation, biological process: negative regulation of apoptotic signaling pathway. The transcript has 12 exons. Bases 98 to 1066 code for a protein of 322 amino acids. The record is from RefSeq and is a predicted model, not a curated record.